AUGAGCUCGGGCGGCCGUCCACGCUAUUGGUUAGCUUUAAGUGAACGUAGUGUUGGCUGGUUGCUUUGGAGUAUCGGUGCUGCUAUAUUUGUCCAGGGCCAUGAUUUCAAUGAAGCACAUCCUGAGCUUGUGGCGCAGUAUCCUGUUCUUCAUGAUAUUUAUCUCAACAUGCAGACCACAUGGGAACAUGACAUUGCGCAUUAUAUGUACGCGGGAGGAGGGAUGUGGAUGAGUUGGGUUCAGUUAUUUGCGUUUCGGAAUCAGAUCCACGGUCCAUUUCAGCGAAAAACAUUGACGGUGUGGUUACUGGGUAUUGUCAUGUACGGCUUAUUACUCGCAGGCGUUGCGAUCGAGUUUCCCUGGGGACUUUAUGUGGGAUUGGCAUACACGAUCAUAAUCAGUGCGAUUUGUCUUAUCAUGAUGGUGUAUAACCGGCAAGGAUUGAAGAACGGAGGUCUACGGACGAUGGGAAGACGGAUGGUGUUACAGUACUAUCUCGGUGCAUGUGUAAUUGGAUUCAUUGUCAUUAUUAUUUGGUUAGCGAUAUUUGGCUUCAAGAACCGGAAAGCAGCAGGUGUUGCUGUACAUUAA
Radiomyces spectabilis is the source of this 591-nucleotide messenger RNA. RefSeq lists its product as uncharacterized. The coding region runs from base 1 to 591 and encodes 196 amino acids. NCBI's taxonomy places the organism in Eukaryota, Fungi, Mucoromycota, Mucoromycetes, Mucorales, Radiomycetaceae. The transcript is spliced from 5 exons. The record is from RefSeq and is a predicted model, not a curated record.